AUGCCAGAAGUGUGUAAAAAGUAUAAAACGGAGAAUGGUCUAAAGCUUGAGCCAAUUGAAGAAGUUACUAUUGAGGUAAAUGAAGAGCAUGUCGGGUUAGUUAUGGAAGCCUUAUCUCAUAGGCGAGCUGAGAUUGUUGACAUGGGUCCUGUUCCAAGAAGUGUUGACAGGACUAGAUUGUCUUUGACAUGUCCAUCAAGGGGUCUGGUUGGUUACAGAAGUGUGUUUAGCAGUGACACAUGUGGAACUGGAUUGAUGCAUCGCACUUUCUUAAGUCUAUACCCUGACAUAUGGAUGUGCUUGUGUUUGUGUCCGGACACCUGUGCCUAUAUGUAUAUAUAG
Messenger RNA from Prunus armeniaca (apricot), 342 nucleotides. Lineage: Eukaryota; Viridiplantae; Streptophyta; Magnoliopsida; Rosales; Rosaceae. The record is from the annotation of a GenBank genome assembly.